Messenger RNA from Athene cunicularia (burrowing owl), 1236 nucleotides. It is a transcript of the gene SAMD10, whose product is annotated as sterile alpha motif domain containing 10. Bases 529 to 1182 code for a protein of 217 amino acids. The transcript has 4 exons. The record is from RefSeq and is a predicted model, not a curated record. Lineage: Eukaryota; Metazoa; Chordata; Aves; Strigiformes; Strigidae. Gene Ontology annotation, cellular component: cytoplasmic side of plasma membrane. Gene Ontology annotation, molecular function: protein binding. Gene Ontology annotation, biological process: cell surface receptor protein tyrosine kinase signaling pathway.
GGGUGUGGGCGCAGGCCAAGCCGAGCCCCGCAGCCCCUGCCCGGGAAGGAUGCUCAGCACCACGCUCCCUCUUAUCUUUUCCUCCUGCACCCCAAAUGCCCCAAACCACCCGUGACCCCGGCGCUGCCACGGCUCCGCUCAGCCCCAGGGUGGUGCGUCCAUCGCAGGGUGAUGUGUCCCCCCCACAGCAGCCCCCCAGGCUUUGUGUCCAGCCUGGUGCCAGCUGGCCCUGCCGCGGGAUUAGGCGCGAGCACGCGAGGAAAACGCUGAGCAUCUUUCCGGAUCAAACACCCCCAGGGCAGCAGGGAGGGGGUGUAAUUCACCCCCUCCUCCCCGAGUGAGGCCGGCUGGGGGCUGCCCAGCGCCGGAGCCAGGGUGAGCGUGCGGCCACCAUUUAUUGGCAGCAGGAGGGAGGCGAUCGGGGGAGUCAGUCAGGUGUGGACGAGGUAUGAGAGGAGGCAGGGAUGGAGCCGCGCUGGUGACAGCCGGUGCUGCCGAGCGCUCGCACGCAUCCCUCCUCCCGCCGAGAUGCAGCAGGGCCGGCCAUCCCUCUGCUGCAUCUCCACCAUCCGCAGCUCGCAGGGACCACCCGAGCCAGCCACCGCCGCUCACUUCAGCUUCUGCCGCAGCCUCCUGGAGCACACGGUCUCGGCCGAAAACCUCAGCUACCGCCUGCAGAGGAACCCGGGCAGCAGCCUCACCUGGCACGACGGCCGGAGCCAGCGGCCCGACGGCGGCCGCACCGUCAAGCUCCUGCGGCAACCGGGCACCGAGGGCUCGCAGGGCCGUGCCUGUGACCACUAUGGCAUCUACCACACCAGCCCCACGCUGGGCAGCCUGGCCAAGCCGGUGGUGCUCUGGACCCAGCAGGAUGUGUGCAAAUGGCUGAAGAAACACUGCCCACAUAAUUAUCUCAUCUACGUGGAGGCGUUCUCCCACCACGCCAUCACAGGUCGGGCGCUGCUGCGGCUGAACGGGGAGAAGCUGCAGCGCAUGGGCAUCGCUCCCGAGGCGCAGCGGCAGGAGGUCCUGCAGCAGGUCCUGCAGCUCCAGGUGCGCGAGGAGGUCCGAAACCUGCAGCUUCUCAGCCAAGGUAGGGCCGGCGAGAGGCUGAGCGGGGAGAGAAGCCACAAAGCCCCAACCCUGGGGGGGGUUUUGCCCUUCCUGCAGCUGGCCGGGUGAGCAGAGCGGUGGCUGAGGGGCUGCCAAAGCCAGAGGCACCCCCCUGCACGUCAC